UUGGCGACACUGAAACCACAUGCAGCAUUUGUGCCAAAUAACGUUCAGGAACCGCACUACGGCGCGGAAGCUGGUGAAGGAGCGGAGCAGCCAGCAGAGGAAGUGGGAAUGAGUAACGAAGUCAUUAAGAAGUUGCAAGACAAGGCUGCCGUUUUAACCGCCAGUCGCAAGCAGCGCGGAAGAAGCAUGCCUGAAGGACUAACGAAGCCGGACGAACUGAAGUCAUUUAAGCAAGCUUCUCAAUUCAUGGGGCUUCACAGUGCUAGCAUUCCGGGCAUAACGUGUUUAGACGUUCACAUGGCAGACACAAACUUGAUUUUGACCGGGGGAAAUGACAAAAACGCCGUGGUGUUCAACAAACAGUCAGAGCAGGUUGUCGCCGUUUUUAAGGGACACCAGAAGAAGAUUAUGGGACUCAUUUAUCAUCCGACGGAGGCUGACAUUUGCAUAACCGGAAGUGCUGAUAAAACUAUUCGCAUUUGGUCUGUUAGUUCACAGAGCUGUCGCCACAUUUUGCGCGUGCACGACGGCCCAGUGACUGGCGUUAGUCUACAUGCGACUGGCGACUACGUAUUAAGUGUCUCCUCUGACGAGAAGUGGGCGUUUUCUGACGUACACUUGGGAAGAGUUCUAUGCAGAGUCACUAGCCCUUCUUCAGGAGGCAUGACAUCGGCGCAGUUUCAUCCUGACGGCUUGAUCUUCGGCGUAGGAACGGCAGACGCGAACGUAAAAAUAUGGGAUUUAAAGGAGAAGACGAACGUAGCAAAUUUUCCCGGGCACAUGGGUGCAAUAAGAUCAAUUGCGUUUUCCGAAAAUGGCUACUACCUGGCUACCGCUGCUGCAGACUCGAUGGUGAAGCUAUGGGAUCUUCGGAAAUUGAAAAAUUUCCGAACUAUAACUCUUGAUGAUAAGUUCGAGGUUAACGACCUGUACUUCGACCAGAGCGGUUCAUAUCUGGCAGUUGCCGGCUCAGAUGUCAGGGUGUACCAGUGCAAAUCAUGGCAGGAAUUAUGCGUUCUGACGGAUCACACGGAUCUGGCUACUGGAGUAAGGUUUGGACACAACGCUCAAUUCCUCGUAUCUACAAGCAUGGAUCGUUCCAUCCGAUUUUACAAUCCGCCCGCUAAUGCUGAUUCUUAA
Molecule: messenger RNA, 1140 nt
Organism: Soboliphyme baturini
Lineage: Eukaryota; Metazoa; Nematoda; Enoplea; Dioctophymatida; Soboliphymatidae
Source: the annotation of a GenBank genome assembly